Procambarus clarkii (red swamp crayfish) is the source of this 777-nucleotide messenger RNA. Lineage: Eukaryota; Metazoa; Arthropoda; Malacostraca; Decapoda; Cambaridae. The record is from RefSeq and is a predicted model, not a curated record.
AUGGCUUCAUCUACGCCCCCUGGCGGGAUCUCGGUUGGUGUGAGAGACCACAACACCUACACCAGCGCCCCUGGCGGGAUCUCGGUUGGUGUGAGAGACCACAACACCUACACCAGCGCCCCUGGCGGGAUCCCAGUUGGCGUGAGAGACCACAACACCUACACCAGCGCCCCUGGCGGUAUCUCGGUUGGUGUGAGAGACCACAACACCUACACCAGCGCCCCUGGCGGGAUCCCAGUUGGCGUGAGAGACCACAACACCUACACCAGCGCCCCUGGCGGGAUCCCAGUUGGCGUGAGAGACCACAAUUCCUACACCAGCGCCCCUGGCGGGAUCCCGGUUGGUGUGAGAGACCACAACACUUACACCAGCGCCCCUGGCGGGAUCCCAGUUGGUGUGAGAGACCACAACACCUACACCAGCGCCCCUGGCGGGAUCCCAGUUGGUGUGAGAGACCACAACACCUACACCAGCGCCCCUGGCGGGAUCCCAGUUGGUGUGAGAGACCACAACACCUACACCAGCGCCCCUGGCGGGAUCCCAGUUGGUGUGAGAGACCACAACACCUACACCAGCGCCCCUGGCGGGAUCCCAGUUGGUGUGAGAGACCACAACACCUACACCAGCGCCCCUGGCGGGAUCCCAGUUGGUGUGAGAGACCACAACACCUACACCAGCGCCCCUGGCGGGAUCCCAGUCGGUGUGAGAGAGAUACCACAACCCUACGUGGCUUACCAUAUCGGUAGUCACUUCCGGCUGGCGGUCAAUGGCCAGUGA